GCCCUCUUGGCGUCUAGUCCAAGAUCGAGGAGUCGCCCCGUUUAGACGCGCGCGUGUCCCGAAGCUCCCUGUGACAAGCCACGGAGAGAGAGAGAGAGAGAGACAAGUCAGUUACUCAGUCGUCGUCAGCUAGUUCGCACCCACUGCUGACGAGUGGAAAAAACAAAAAAAAGACUCGCAGUCUCUUCUUGAGAGUGAAAAAGACUUCUUGGUAGAUUUUAAGACUUUUUAUUAGAAUUUUCGUUUUGGUUUAUCGAGUGUGAACUGCGAAAGACAAUUCGAUGUUCUCGUCGCCGAAGGACGGCUUGAGAGAAUAAGUUAACGUUUUCGAGGAUGUUUUAUAGAAAUACUGCAGAGCAAUUUUAAGAAGGAAAAGGCUAUAAUUAUUAAAUCUCUUAGUUACCCUUAAGGGCAAAACCUGCAAAUUAGAAAACGGCGUAACUGACUUCAUUUCUUAUCGAACGAACUUAAGGUGGAAAGCGAAAGAAAUCUCGGCCCUCAGAAAAAAAAAAUGAAGUGUUCAGUUCCCAGUGGUGUCUUGUGGGCGUUCGUUUUCACAGCAUGCCUCCUCGACGUUACGAUGGGCGUGGAGCGUCAUCACCAACACCGCCCGCACGACGGGCGUCAUCUGAAGCGCGGUCGGUCCUCGCUGGAUGACCUACUCAGCCGCCUGGAUAACUCCAUCCAGGAGCACACCACCAGGCUUCAGAGGGGCCUUCCGUCCAUACACUACAGGACCGACGACCCCAUAGAGAUCGAGGAAGGCCCCACGGUCAUCCAGGACAUCUGGCAGGACGAGACCCACCUGGAGGACGCCGACGAUGACACCAGCGACUACGUCAACGCCGCCCCUUGGACGAGGGGCCCUGCCCACAACUCGGCCCUCAAGGGACAUGACUUGCAAAAGUUCCGCCUGGCCUCCGACAACGUGAGGUGGGUCAUCGACAACGGCAAGUGCGAGGUGCCCCUGAGGCGCUGCGUGCCCCUGUCGAACCUCGGCUCCGGGAGGAAGUUCUUCCCCAGGUGUGCUCUCCUGCACAGGUGCGGUGACGAUGCUGGAUGCUGCAACUCCCUCGAGCACACCUGCGCUGUGGAGGAGUCCGAGAAUGUAGAUCUCUACUUCUACGUUUAUGAGGACGCUCGUGCAGGUGUACAGAUGAUGACAUUUGUUAACCACACCAAAUGUUCCUGUCAGCCCAAGCAGGCUACUACGGAGCCCACAGGAAGAGAAGCGCCUCCAGUUUCGUGCAAGUGCCCCAAGAACUUCACGGCAGUGGUCGCUCCGUCAGGUCAGUGUACCUGUGACUGCGCCGAGGGCAAAUCUCCCUGUCGCAAAUACAAGAAGGGAAAGAGAUACUUCUCUGGAACAGACAUCAAGUGUAUCUCUUCAGGCGAAUGCGCGGAGCCCACCUGCGAAUACGGCCCCUUCAUCUUGAGAAAAAGAAGGUGCACCAAGAGAAGAGAGAGAGAGCGCUACACCACAACAUCCACCAAGUGAAUGGAAUGAGGGCCCUAAAAAAGUCCAGUUGUGAAUGCAGUUAAAAACAGUCCUUAUGGUGAAUGCAUAUUUCCUGUGAAUUGCUUUCCUUUACGCCCUUCCGUAUGGGUAGCUGUGCUUGCAAUUAUGUGCAUGUGGUAGGUGCAUAUGCCCAUGUAUGCAUAUAUGCAUUCAAGCACAAUUACCCAGGUAUACUGUAUGUGUGAAUACAUGCAAAAUAACAAUGUGUAUGUAUUUAUUUAAUGUUUCAUAAAUAUAUAUAUACAGUAUGCGUACAUUAUAUGUUUGAUACAAGCAUAUAUAUAUAUAUAUAUAUAUAUAU
Molecule: messenger RNA, 1820 nt
Organism: Macrobrachium nipponense
Lineage: Eukaryota; Metazoa; Arthropoda; Malacostraca; Decapoda; Palaemonidae
Exons: 6
Coding region: 512-1498 (328 amino acids)
Biological process (GO): hemocyte migration
Cellular component (GO): membrane
Molecular function (GO): growth factor activity
Source: RefSeq, a predicted model, not a curated record